AUGAGAGUCGCAGUAAUUGGAGCAAAUGGCCGUGUGGGUCAGAUACUAUGUCAGCUGCUGAAAAAAUCCGCGAAAUUUGAGCCACUGGCUGUUGUUAGAGACCAAAACCAAAAAAACUACUUCGAGCAAGAUCUUGGCAUUGAAGCAAGCCUAACGAGCAUCGAGGAGAGCUCUGUUGCAGAGAUAAGUGAUGCUCUGAAGGGUUGCGAGGCCGUGGUUUGGACCGCAGGUGCCGGUGGCAAGGGUAUCGAACGGAUUUUCACGGUUGACCUUGACGGCGCAAUGAAGACAAUUGAAGCAUGUCAGAAGGGACAAAUUUCCAGAUUUGUCAUGGUUUCGGCAAUCAACGCCGAAAAGCGGGACGCCUGGUGGUCCACGGCCUUGCGAAACUACUACAUCGCUAAACGUACCGCAGACUUCGCUCUGCGCUGUUCGGGGCUAGAAUACACCAUUCUACAGCCAGGGUCAUUGGGCUCCGAAAGUGGAACCGGAAAACUAUGCCAGCUGGACCAGAUCCAGUCCAAAAAAAGUGACUUUUAUCUCAUUCAAAGAGAAGAUUUGGCGCAAUUCAUCCAGCUUGUCUUGGAAAACCCUGAAAUAACGGCACAGAAGACUAUCCCGCUUGCAAAUGGAGAUUCGAACAUGCAAGAGAUUUUGCAGCAAAUCUGA
Molecule: messenger RNA, 669 nt
Organism: Lachancea meyersii CBS 8951
Lineage: Eukaryota; Fungi; Ascomycota; Saccharomycetes; Saccharomycetales; Saccharomycetaceae
Source: the annotation of a GenBank genome assembly